Erigeron canadensis is the source of this 2392-nucleotide messenger RNA. Its product is annotated as mediator of RNA polymerase II transcription subunit 25-like. Gene Ontology annotation, cellular component: mediator complex; transcription regulator complex. The transcript has 16 exons. Bases 483 to 2186 code for a protein of 567 amino acids. Gene Ontology annotation, biological process: positive regulation of transcription by RNA polymerase II. NCBI's taxonomy places the organism in Eukaryota, Viridiplantae, Streptophyta, Magnoliopsida, Asterales, Asteraceae. The record is from RefSeq and is a predicted model, not a curated record.
ACCAUGGGCUUCCAUACUCAUUCUUAAUUGCCACACCAAACGGUAUCGUUUCACUACUGCAAGUAGACAAAAACUGGUUUUACCGGCUAAAAAUGUUACCUCCUACCGGUACCCGGUUUCCACAGUUCAGGUAGUUUUCCCCCCUUUUUAUUUUCUUAAUUUCUUAAAUGGAUUAUUUUAGUAAGAUGAUGAUAGCAUAGGGGUAAAAUAGGUAAAUUAAACAAUUGAGGUGUUAUAGUGGCCCCCACUCCUCCAACAAACUAACUAACUAUUUUAACUGAAAAUUUCAGUUUAUAUUUCCCGCUGCACCACCACCAGUAUAAUGUGUAUGUGUAUGUAUACAUAUAUGUAUAUACAACCACCUCCAUUUUUGCAUUAUUGAAAUUCAGAAAACACAAAUUUUACUCGGAAAAAAAAAAGAAACCGUUCUAAUUUCCAAUUUUUGACUAUUCUUCUGUUCUAUCUUUGUUGUGUACAAACAAAUGGGGGACGUAAAUCGUCUUGUGCUCGUCGUUGAAACUACGAAGACCCUGCUUCAUUAUUGGCGCACCAUUCUCAGAGAUUACAUCGAAAAACUCGUCAGGGCAUUUUGUGGUAACAAAGCUAUGAAUAAAACUGGUCCUAGUAUUGCAUUGGCUCUAGUUGAAUUCAAUGCUCGUGGGUCUAGCAACUUUGUUGAUGCAGCUUCCUUGGUAAGGCGGAGCAACUGGACAACAAAUGUGGAUAAUUUCUUCAAUUGGCUGCGUGGUAUAGAAUUUACUGAUGCUGACGUACCCGAUGUUGCAAUUGCUGAAGGACUUAAUGAAGCUUUAACGAGUUUUGGUUUGCAUAAUCAGAUGUUUCCUUCCCCAAAUUUAAUCCAAACUCAGCAAAAUGAGGGCCUUCGAAAUCAUUGUAUCCUUGUUGUUGCUAAUAAGUCAGAUAGCUGUUUAUCUAAUGCCGUGAUGGUAGCUCAAUCAUUUCCUCAGUUAUCUGUUUCUCUGUCAGUUAUAUGUCCAACUCAGCUUAUAGGAAUCGAAUCAAUCUACAAUGCGGGCAAAAAGAACCCUUCGGCAGCUGAUCAAACUAUUAACCUUGUGAAAAAUUCACGUAAUCUAGUUCUCAUCUCAGAAAAUUUCAAAGAGGCGUGUGAUGAUCUAAGUCAAUUGGGAAUAACAACGGAGGUUGCUUCACUUUCUCCAGUUUCACCAGGGAAGAGGAAGAAACCAGACAGUCCAGACAUCACAUCAUUCAGUAGGAGGAGCCAGAUAAGCCGAGUUAACGAGCCUCCAAUGAAUUGGCAACCCGUGUCGGUGGGAAGUAUUUCUUCUGAAAUAGAUGACCAUAGUACCAUGGAUAUGCCUGACAUUAUAUAUGGAGGCACUGCUUCAUCCGUACCUGGUGCUCAAACUGUAAAAUCAUUCGGGCAAUCAAGCAACACGCUGAUGACUCUGUCAGCAGCAUUAUCAGUGAUUGCACAGGAUGCAGCUCAUGAUUCAUCAUCUUCCGCCACUUCUACAAAUCCUGGGAGUACAAGCCUUGGCAUUCAACGACCACUAGAUGUUCAAGAUUAUGUCGGCAUGGAUCCAUUUCCAUCUGUAGUGAUCCAAGAAAACCUUCCAGCGCAACAACUGCUGCAAACUGGAACGGACAUGAACCUCAAAACGACAAGUGCGGUUCAAUCCUGUAUGCCUGCAACUGAAACAAUGAUGCCUCCUCCUGACACGUCUCAGACAGCAGGCACAUCAAAUGCACCACAAGCAGAGGAGGAAGAGGAGGAGUUUCUAGAUCUAUGGGAGGGGGACUUAACUGCUAUACAGAACGGUCAGACUGUCAUCAUUACCAAAUUAAAGGGUUACCGGUCUUUGACUGAUCCUGUGACGCUUGCAGAAGAUUGGCCAUCUACAAUGCUAAUAGAUGCCUUUCUACCUGAAAACUUUAUCAAAAAUAGAAAAAAUGAUGAAAAAACAGAUUUUGUUGUUUUCGAACCGAUGAGUCAGGAUCAUACAUUGCUUGAAAAAAUGCAGAGAACCAAGGAUUUGGCAGUCGUACGCUUACCAUCACAGCUGCUACUACUUAUGCCGCCAGUUGAGAAAGACAAUCCGAUGACUGGAAUACUUCUCCCUAAGGAUGCGAUGGCAGAAGAUAUUUCAAAAUACUUACAAGAUCAGGGACAAGUAAAUUCUUGGCAAGGGCCAAAAACAUGACCAGAAGAUUUAGGGGGGGGCUUCAGUAAACUGAACAAUCUAUAAAUCAAACUUGUGGAAAUAUAGAUACAGCGGAUAGUAAAAUGUAUGUCUGUCUAGCGAUGUGUAUUGUACAGAUGUUCAUCCAUGUUUUGAGCUUCUGAUGUUACUAACCAUGUGAUUGAUGAUGUUUAUCUUUUUCUAUGCUAUAUCUUUGUUAUUCUCAA